UGUACUGGAAGAGGUGUGUGUGUAUGUGUGUGAGCACUCAGUGGAUAUGUUUUUCUGAGAUUCUUUAAGGUGCUGUAUUCUGUUUUUCUGUAAUACCAUGAGUGGGACAUUUGAGAAGAAGAUGGCUGUAUUGACUGAUUUGUCCACAUCUUUGAGUUGUCAUCCACUAUCCAAAGACUCCCCCACUUUGCCGGAAUCAACAGCAACAGACAUGGGCUAUUAUAGUGAACCGAUAGCUAGUUCCCAACAUGACUUUUUCCAAAUGGCAGCAUAUUCACAGUCGCUUAAUCCAUAUGGUUACCACCAUCACCCCCAGUUUAACUUGAGUGGACUUGUAGGGGCUGAAGGCUUUUCACCAAAGGAUGAAUAUCAGUAUGGAGGUGUCUACAGAUCAUAUGGACAUUACAGAGAAGCUCCAGUUCAGGAGACAGUUUCAGUGAAGGAAGAGCCAGAAACAGAGAUUAGAAUGGUCAACGGGAAACCAAAAAAGAUCAGAAAACCACGAACCAUCUACUCCAGUUAUCAACUGGCUGCUCUGCAGAGGCGAUUCCAGAAGGCCCAAUACUUAGCAUUGCCUGAGAGAGCGGAGCUGGCAGCACAGCUGGGAUUAACACAAACACAGGUAAAGAUCUGGUUUCAAAACCGGAGAUCAAAGUUCAAGAAGCUUUACAAGAAUGGAGAGGGGCCGAAUAUGGAACACAGUCCGAAUAAUAGUGACUCUAUGGCUUGCAAUUCACCGUCAUCUCCACCAAUUUGGGAAAACGAUCGAAGUAGGACCCCUCAGCAGCCAAGUCUUCCUCAUUGCGCCUCUCCCAACUAUCUGGAGAACUAUAAUCCAUGGUUUAGCCAGCAGAAUCAGGUUGGACCUCAUGUACAGUCUUCAGAAGCUGUGCACCAACCCCCACCCAAUACAGUAUAUUAAGUGAUAAUGACACUGGAGGUCAUCAAGCAGACGUGGCCUAAAUGUGUACAGUAUUGGGUGCCCUACCAAACCUAUGAUGAAGGGUUUGUUGCAGUAGUUUUUGAGUUAUGGAGCCAUGACAUUUAUGCUGGACAACACAUUCAGCACAAGAUUAUCUCAUGUAAUCUGAUAUACUUUUGGAAGGACUGAAAAAGUGGCUUUUUACCUUAAAAUAUCAAUUCUGAACAACAAAAUAUCAUAAGCUCAAGAUUGUGGAUGGCAAUAACAAUUUAGCAUUGUUACACCUUCUACGGGACUUAAAGUUCUUAAAGUUGCCAGUAUCUGCCUUAAAAUAUAAUCUCAUUGGUUUUAUAAAUAAUGUAAAAAUGGGGUGGGUUUAAUAUAUUAGAACUGUAGCCAGAUAAUUAGGUAAUCUCAGCAGACCCAAUCUGUUGAAUUUUGAAAGAAUCAUGAUUCAAGAGAACACCAAAAACAAUCUGAAUAUUCAGCGACACACCAAAUACCUUAGCUUCUUGUCUUUAAUUGGACAACUGCUCCAAGUAGACGUUGAAGAGCAAACCUAAAUAAUAAAGGUGUCAUAUGCUACAAUAUCAAAAUCUGAAGAAUGUUGGAAGCUUUAUCCAGAACUCUCAUAUUUCCCACUCCUGGCAACUGAGAGAAUGUAAAGUUUGCGCACUAAGCAUUUCUUAGUUUAAAUUCAAUAUCAAGAAAUGUGAAAUAGGGAAUUUAUUUAAGACUUUUGAGUGUCAUCCCAAAUGGGAAGGGAAGAGUAUCUGAGAUUAAAUCUUUGAAUUAGUACUGUGGUGCAUUGUGUAGCAAUGUUUUGCAGACCUGUUUGUUAAUGAAAAGGUUAAAGGUUACAGAAUAACUCCCUGGUAAUUUAAAAUGAUCUUUUUUAUUUAAAUAAACAAAGUUAGAUCUUUGUUGUAUCAUCAAAAAUGUUUGGUGUCAUAGUAAUAUUUAAAAAAAAGAAAAAUGUGGGAGUUCUAACUUAUUUUUGUAAUAUAUUUGACUUAUGUUUUGAAGUAUGAUGUAUGGAAACCAUGUUUGGAUUGGGGGGAGGGGGUCAAAGAAUGUCAUGGUAUGAUUAAAAAUAAAAUCUACAUUUUGUCAUUAA
This is a messenger RNA of Bombina bombina (fire-bellied toad), 2039 nucleotides long. RefSeq names its product distal-less homeobox 3 (gene DLX3). NCBI's taxonomy places the organism in Eukaryota, Metazoa, Chordata, Amphibia, Anura, Bombinatoridae. The coding region runs from base 98 to 922 and encodes 274 amino acids. The record is from RefSeq and is a predicted model, not a curated record. Gene Ontology annotation, biological process: regulation of transcription by RNA polymerase II; epithelial cell differentiation; embryo development. Gene Ontology annotation, molecular function: DNA-binding transcription factor activity, RNA polymerase II-specific; RNA polymerase II cis-regulatory region sequence-specific DNA binding. The transcript is spliced from 3 exons.